UUAAUCUCCAUUCUUCUUUCUCUUCUUUACGCGUCUUUGUUAUAUUCCAAAACAGGGGACUCAUCUCCAUAUCCUCCGCCAGGCUUCCCUCCUCCGCCACCGUCAGUUGUAUAUAACCAUACUCACUCGGCCGCACCGCCGCCUGGCUAUCAAGGUUACUAUUACGAAGGCUACCCUUCACCGUCACCUGGUUUGCCGCCUCCGCCGCUGCCACCUAGGAAUGAUUACAAUUAUCACAAUGGUUGCACUUCCUUCUUAACCGGGUGUUUGGCUACUCUUUGUUGCUGCUGCUUGUUGGAGGACUGCAUCUUUUAACCAUCAUCUGUCCUAAAAGUCCAUGGAUAU
Molecule: messenger RNA, 345 nt
Organism: Hibiscus syriacus
Lineage: Eukaryota; Viridiplantae; Streptophyta; Magnoliopsida; Malvales; Malvaceae
Product: cysteine-rich and transmembrane domain-containing protein WIH2-like
Exons: 2
Source: RefSeq, a predicted model, not a curated record